CCAGAGUUAGUUGAAACUGUUAAAAAUGCUGAACUAAGUUUCUUGCCUAGUAAAUCUCGUGAAAAGUACCUGAAAGUCUACGAACAUUUUGACAAAUGGAGGCACGAAAAGGGCGCAGGAAACACUAUGUCGGAAACUGUGCUUCUGUCUUAUUUCAUUGAAAUGUCGCAUAUAAAACAGCCGUCAACGAUGUGGAGUAUAUAUUCGAUGUUGAAAGCUACAUUACAAACUAAAAAUAACGUCCAUAUAAACACUUACGCAAAGCUGAUUGCGUUUUUGAAAAGAUCGGCCGUCGGCCACAAAUCAAAAAAAUCGAAAGUUUUCACGGCUGCUAAUAUUGAAAAAUUUCUUAAUGAAGCUCCAGAUUGCACUUUCCUAGCCGCAAAAGUCAUCCUUAUCAUUGGAAUAAACGGAGCAUGCCGCUCCAACGAGUUAUUGAAUCUAACUCCUAAUGCCAUUGAACAACAUUCCAGCGACCUUCUUUUGAUUAACCUGCCAAAUACGAAAACAAAUAUAGACAGGUCGUUCGUCGUCCGUGAGGAAUACGCACACGUUGUCCAGAAAUAUAAAGCAUUGCGCCCUCCCAAUACGAUCACAGACCGCUUUUUCAUACAAUAUCGUAAUGGAAAAUGUACGCGGCAACCGAUGGGUAUUAAUAAAAUAGGAGCGACUGCACGAGAAAUCGCAACAUUUUUAGAUUUGAAAGAGCCGCAGCUAUACACUGGCCACUGCUUCAGGCGAACAUCAGCCACUCUUUUGGCAGAUGGAGGAGCUGACCUCACAACGUUGAAGCGCCAUGGCGGUUGGAGAUCAAAUACAGUGGCUGAAGGAUAUAUCGAAGAUUCAAUAGAAAAUAAAUCAAAAAUCUGUAAGCGUAUUAUAGAUUCGAUAAACCUAAAACAGUCUUCGCAUUCUUGGGCACAACCUAGCACCUCCAGUGAUGCGAAUCAUACCCAAACCCGCCCAGAAUCACCAACUUUUACGGUGCGGGAAGGGUCACAAUCCAGCUCAACUCAUAAUGAAACCUCGACCACUACUCAAGUAGCAAACACUACGACGAUUACUGUUCCAAAUAAAACAGUAACUUUUAAUCUACAGAAUUGUACAAACUUCACGUUCCACUUUUAAUUUUUUGUAAAUUCUGUAUUUUUGUAAAUAUACAAUGAUGCAUUUGCUUUCAUGACGUGUUU
Messenger RNA from Hyposmocoma kahamanoa, 1190 nucleotides. RefSeq lists its product as uncharacterized. The transcript is spliced from 2 exons. The record is from RefSeq and is a predicted model, not a curated record. Gene Ontology annotation, molecular function: DNA binding. NCBI's taxonomy places the organism in Eukaryota, Metazoa, Arthropoda, Insecta, Lepidoptera, Cosmopterigidae. The coding region runs from base 127 to 1128 and encodes 333 amino acids. Gene Ontology annotation, biological process: DNA recombination; DNA integration.